AUGCAGAGGCCUUCCCGCUUGUGCUGGAGCCCCAGGACUUGGACGAGGACGAGGCCACCGCUGUGCUGGCGGCGCUUGUCGAGGGGCGCUCCGGCGUGGAGCGCCCUCGCACCCGGCGGGGGCCUCGCAAGUUCGAGACGGCCAGAACGCUUGGCCGCGAUGGCUCUUGGGACAGGAGGACUCGCCGCCGCGGCGCAGCCGGCCCUCGAGGGCGAGGGGGCCUCCGAAAUACGAACGGAAUAUCAGGCCAAGUGCAUUCAGGAUCUCGUCGAGAGCAAUCUAUCCAUGCCGGCGCGCCUCGCGGCGGGGGGCGUCGGCGCCUACGCCGAGGUCGACGCCGUGGCUGGCCAGGCACUGCUCGGCGAUAUCGCGGUUUCGACGAGCUCCUCGAGUUCGCGCGCGACCGCGGGUGCAGGGCGAAAGGUGGCUUCGACGCCCGCGAAAGGAGCGCCGGCCUCUCGUCGGGGAGCUUGGAUGCUGGUGGCGGUCGCGGCCUGCAGGGUCAAGGAGUUCUUGGCCCUCGAUGUCGAACCUGAAAGCUGCUCGCAGAGUUCUACGUCGGCGAUGGCGUGA
Prorocentrum cordatum is the source of this 573-nucleotide messenger RNA. Lineage: Eukaryota; Dinophyceae; Prorocentrales; Prorocentraceae. The record is from the annotation of a GenBank genome assembly.